AUGACUGUUAAAACAAUCACUUCUAAGAGAUUACUUACUAGUACUGCUACUUUAAGAACCACCAAUUCUCCAAGACAUUUGAUUAGUACUCUUCAUUUAUCUAAUGAAGAAUUCUCCUCUUUAGUGACUAAAGCAGGUAACUUGAAAAAAAUAGUUAGAUCAGGAGAAACUUCCCCCGUAAACCAUCAAAAGUUAUUAGGUAAAUUAGUGGCUUUAUUAUUUUCCAAACGUUCAACUAGAACUAGAAUUAGUACUGAAGGUGCGGCAGCCUUUUUCGGUGCUCAACCUAUGUUUUUAGGUAAAGAUGAUAUUCAAUUAGGUGUAAAUGAAUCAAUGUAUGAUACUACUAAGGUUAUUAGUUCCAUGACUUCAUGUAUAUUUGCUCGAGUCAACAAACAUCAAGAAAUUUUAGAUUUAUGUCAACAUUCAUCAGUUCCAAUUAUAAAUUCUUUAUGUGAUAUGUAUCAUCCUUUACAAGCUAUUGCUGAUUUAUUAACUAUUAAAGAAUCAUUUGGAGGUAAAACUGAAGGAUUGAAAUUAACUUGGAUUGGAGAUUCCAAUAAUGUUAUAAAUGAUUUAGCUAUUGCUUCAUUAAGAUCAGGGAUUAAUGUAUCUAUUGCUAUUCCAAAGGGUAUUGAAUUUGAUCAAACUGUUACUGAAAAAGCUCAAGCUUUAGCUAAAGAAGGAAAUUUGAAAUUUGAAAUUGUCAAUGAUCCAAUACAAGCUUUAGCAGAUGCUAAUAUAAUUGUUACUGAUACUUGGAUUUCAAUGGGACAAGAAUCGGAAAAAUUAGAAAAAUUAAAACAAUUUUCUGGAUUCCAAAUUACAAAAGAGAUGCUUGAACAAGGUAAGGUUGCUUCUAAUUGGAAGUUCAUGCAUUGUUUACCAAGACAUUCAGAAGAAGUUAAUGAUGAGGUAUUUUAUGAUGAAAACUCGGUUGUAUUUGAAGAAGCAGAAAACAGAUUAUAUGCCGCUAUGGCAGUAAUUGAAGCUUUUGUGAUUAACAAAGGUGACUUAUUAAAGUGA
Scheffersomyces coipomensis is the source of this 1026-nucleotide messenger RNA. RefSeq names its product ornithine carbamoyltransferase (gene ARG3). The transcript has a single exon. NCBI's taxonomy places the organism in Eukaryota, Fungi, Ascomycota, Pichiomycetes, Serinales, Debaryomycetaceae. The record is from RefSeq and is a predicted model, not a curated record. Gene Ontology annotation, molecular function: amino acid binding; ornithine carbamoyltransferase activity. Gene Ontology annotation, cellular component: mitochondrion. The coding region runs from base 1 to 1026 and encodes 341 amino acids. Gene Ontology annotation, biological process: L-citrulline biosynthetic process.